AUGUCAUUUUUACCGUUGAAUAAAGAUGAUGAUAAACAGAUAACAAGACAAAAACCGCAUCUGACACCAAGUCAUACACAGGCCACAAUCAUAUCGGAAAAUGCAACACCGAUAGACGACGAUGACUCAACGCUAACAAAAAUAUCAAUCAGCAGUCGAACCAAACGAGAUGAUAACGUAGAAAAGCCUCAAAAGUUAUUUGUUGUUGUUUCAGAUGCCGAUGCAAUAUGUACUCCAUCAAUGUCAAAUGAAACAACUAAUUUUCAUCUAUUGAAUGUCGAUGAAUUUGAUGGCAAUGAAUCAAUAAAAACAUUGCCAUCACAUCAGCGCUCAUCGAUUUGUUCUGGCCAACAUUUGAGUCGUUAUCGAGAGCAAAACACAAUGAAACAUCUUGAAGAACGUUUACGUCGUCGCAGUUGGAUGGUAUGCCAAUCGAAUAAUUGUCAACCAUCUGAUAUUAUUCAACAAAAUCAGCAAACAAUAAAUUUGCUACGGUCUCGCCGCUUUCGAUUAGGCCAAUCGGAGCCAAAUUUAACAUCGAUACAAAUGGAUUCAUCCUAUCAAACAUCACGAUCGGUAAAAACUUCUCCGCGAACAUCAACCGUAGCAACAAACAACACUCUACAAUUCUUAAUGCGUCGUUCAAGCGUACGUCGCCCAAUAUUGUCCGGUUUAAAUUUAAUUAAUUUAAAACAUGCAUUACGAAAACAAUUAUCUCCUCAGCAAAAUAUUUGUGCAAUAAAUUGCGAUCUAAAUCAAGAUUCAUAUACACUCGAUAAUGAUAUUGACCGCCGUUGGUCAUUAACGUCUGCUCCAUCGUCGAGUGGUUAUGGUACAACAUCACCGCCAAGUUCUCAAUAUUCAUCAUUCGAACGUCUUCAACAUCAUCAACAACAUACAUGCACAUGCAGACAACAACAGUUGGAUACUAAUCUCUAUGAUGAUUUACAACGGCUAGAAUCUCGUUCGAUAUCAAUGUCAUUACUCGAUGCAACUAUUUCAUCGAUACCAAAUAAAUUAAUGACUGUACCCGAUCAAGACAUGAAUACCAUGGGAAUUAUCUACAAAGAACGUUAUCCAAAAGCCAAAAUACAAAUGGAAGAGCGCUUACAUAAUUUUAUUGAUACAUAUAAAUUAGUCGAUAAAUUUGAUUACUGUUCUGAUGGUUCAGCUCGUUUUAUACAUAAUCAAAUUGUUGAAUUAGCUAAAGAUUGCUUAGAAAAAUCGAAUAAUGAUUUAAUAACAACGCUAUAUUUCAAUGAAAUGACGGUUAAUCUUGAACGAUUAUUAUUAAAUACGAAAGAAAAAUGUCCACAAGCCGUUGAAGAUCUACAGACAAUUGUUCGAAAAAUUCUUUUGAUUAUCGCACGAUCAGCAAGUCUUCUGGAAUGUUUACAGUUUGAUCCGGAAGAUUUUUUGCGUACGCUAGAUGAAGUUGAAUGUCAAGCAAAAACAAUUGCUAAUAUUAAAAACGAUAUACCGAAAUAUAUUUGUUCGAAACUUAAUCUUGACAGAAACCCUCUUGAUCUUAUCGAUGGUCUACAGGCCGAUGAAGCAACUCAUAAUGAAUUAGAAAGCUUUACAGCGCUGUCAUUAUCUGAAAGUGAAUGUGAAUCCAGGACAGAUUCCAAUUAUUUAACAAUUACAGCUAACACAGCAUUUCCACCUCGUGAACGUUCAUCGUCUAUAAAAGGUCCAUGUGAAGAGGAUUUCAAAGUUCUUAAAUUAAUAUCUAAUGGUGCCUACGGCGCUGUUCAUCUAGUAAAACACCGUCAAACCCUGGAACGUUAUGCAAUGAAAAGAAUUUCGAAAUCAAAUUUGAUUCUACGUAAUCAAAUCGAGCAAGCGUUUGUUGAACGAGACAUAAUGACAUUUACAGAUAAUCCAUUUGUUGUUGCAUUGAUAUGUACAUUCGAAACAAAAAAUAAUCUUUGUCUCGUCAUGGAAUAUGUUGAAGGCGGUGAUGUCGCUACUCUAUUGAAAAAUAUUGGUGGACCUUUAAAUAUUGAUAUUGCACGAAUGUAUUUUGCUGAGACAACAUUAGCUGUUGAAUAUUUACAUUCCUAUGGAGUUAUUCAUCGAGAUCUUAAGCCAGAUAACCUUCUAAUAACAGCUGUCGGUCAUAUCAAACUGACGGAUUUCGGUUUAUCAAAAAUCGGUCUUAUGUCGUUGACAACGAGUUUCUACGAGAAACUUAUUGAUAAAGAAACGAAAACUUUUAAUGACAAACAAAUCUGUGGUACACCCUCAUACAUAGCUCCCGAAGUAAUAUUACGACAAGGCUACGGUAAACCUGUCGAUUGGUGGAGUAUGGGAAUCAUUUUAUAUGAAUUUCUCGUUGGUAUGCCACCGUUUACAGGGAAUACACCCGAUGAAUUAUUUGCAAAUGUGAUUAGCGGAGAAAUUGAUUGGGAUCAAUUAACAUCUGAUAUUGACGACGAUGAUUCACUGGACACAUUAGUUUGUCGUGAUGCGAAAAAUUUAAUUGAACAACUACUUGAACACGACCCAUCAAAGCGGUUAGGUACGCUAGGUGGCGCUCAUGACAUUCGUUCACAUUCAUUUUGUUCGUCUAUCAAUUGGAAUACGUUAUUACGUGAAAAAGCUGAUUUUGUACCCGUAUUAGAAUCACCGGAUGAUACAUCCUAUUUUGAUACGAGACAAGAUCGUUAUAAUCAUUCCGAUGAUGAUGAUGGUAAUUCAUCAUCAACACAUACGAAUGAUUCCGAUUCAUUGUUUGCAUCAUUUUCAUCAGUUCCAUUGAAAUAUGUUUCUGAAUUAUCGGGCAACUCUAAGCAGCGUUUUACAAAUAAACAAGAGAACGAUUCAACACCACCGAAGAAUGUUCUCAGAGCUAAUUCAUGUAUAGAUUCAUUUAUUUCAACUCAUAUUAUUCAGAUCGAUUCAUCCGAUGAUUUUCAACCACUUCUCAUGAGUAAAUCAAUGACCGAUGAAAAAGUUGAAUCACCUACGCUUCAAACUCCGUUUGGUUCGGGUACAUUUGAAGCAUUGCAUGUUUCCUCAGAUGAAUCAGAAUCUUCAUCAAAGAAACGCAAUUCAUCAUCUUCGUCUUUUUCAUCUUCUCAAAAGAUAACGAAUGUCGACGAGAAGAAAACAACAUCAACAACAACUAAACAUUAUAAGCAGCGUAAAAAUUUUGAAAAACACAAUUCAAUCGAUAGUGGAGAUGAUUAUCAGCAAGAAAAAAGUACAUAUCGUCCUCAUAAGAAAAGUCGAAUACCGCGAGCUUUAUCACCCAUUACAUCCAAACCAGCAAACCUAAUCGCGCCAAUUGUAUUAAUGUCAAGUGAAUAUUGUCGAAACUCAUCUUCAGCUUAUAAACCAAUUAAAUAUACGAAUCAGCAACAAAAAAAUUGUAGUUAUUCACGAUCACUAUCAAAAUCAUUCUCAUCCUCAUCCUCUUCAUCAUCACCACCACCAGCUCUAUAUUAUACUCAGGACGAUCGAUCAUGUCGUCAAACGCCUCGCCAUAAAAUGACUGUUUCUCCACUUGAACGUGAUACAACUCUUAAAGUUAAUCAACAAAAUUCAUAUUUAUUACCAACAAUAUCGCUCAUAAACUCAAUAGCAAGUAGUCUUGGACCACCUAUUAUUAUACGUCGUGGUCCACGUAGUUUUGGUUUUACCUUACGUGCUGUUAAAGUUUUUCAUGGAAAUACAGAUUACUAUACAACCCAGCAUGUUGUUGUGGCCGUUCAAGGACCAGCUAAAGAAGCUGGUUUAAACCCCAAUGAUGUUAUUACACAUGUUAAUGAACAGCCUGUUGCUGGUCUAUUUCAUUCGGAGGUUGUUAAAUUAAUUCUUAGUGGAUCCGAAAAAAUAUCUAUACGCGCUGUGCCUUGUUCUGAAACACAGAUACGUAUCGGCGGAAGACGUCGCUCACCAUCGAAACAAAAAAUUCGUCAUCAACAAUUGCCAGAAAAAAAAAUCUCUAGUCCACAGAUUGAUACUCAUCAACAUCAACCAUAUUGUUUAAAACAUCGAAUGAGUGCACCUGGCAAUAAUGCACUAAAUAACUUAAAUAAGAAAUAUCAAAACAAUACGUCUUUAUUUCGCCGGCUAAGCGAACGAAAAGUUGCUCGUGAUAUCGAAGCUGCGGCAGCUGCUGCUGCUGCUAAUGUUUCAUUAACUGUUCCGAAGAAAUAUUUCAAUCCACAUAGAAAUAAUAAUGACACAUUGUCAACAACAAAUGUAGACAUUCUUUCCUCUUCGUUGCCUUUACUUUCAUUUCAACAAUUAAUCAAUGAUGCGAAUAAUGAGCGAACGUCGCCAUCAAAACCAUCCAUGUCACUAACGAAUGAGUUCAAUUCACCGCAAGCGACUUCGCUGCCAUAUAUCGUCAAACAAAAAUCUCCGAUUUCAAAGCCAUCUUCGACCAAAUAUGCAUCGCCAUACGAUGAACCUACACAUUCAUCUCUUUGUAAAACUGUAUCUGAACCACCACGCUUUUUACGUCAAAACAAUCGGCCGAGCAAUCAAAUUCAAGCUUCGUCACGACGAAAUCCUCAAGAUCAAAAUUAUUUCUAUGCAUCAAUGAUUUCAUCGCAUAGGAAAAAACUUGUACGUCAAAAGUCAUUGAAUGUUUCACCAUCUCCAAGAUCCUUAUUACAAUCGACAGUUACAUGGGAAAAUAAUCUCACGCGAAAUAACCCAUCAUAUCAUCACAAUCCAUUAACUCGUUCAUUAUCGACUGAAUCACCAGCUGAUUCAACAUCACCAUUGGACACUGUUGAUAGCCAUCCGUCAAGCCCAACAUUUGUUUCUACAAAAUUUUUUUAUCGACGAAGAUAG
Rotaria socialis is the source of this 4812-nucleotide messenger RNA. The record is from the annotation of a GenBank genome assembly. NCBI's taxonomy places the organism in Eukaryota, Metazoa, Rotifera, Eurotatoria, Philodinida, Philodinidae.